Messenger RNA from Oreochromis aureus, 837 nucleotides. Its product is annotated as RNA binding protein fox-1 homolog 1-like. NCBI's taxonomy places the organism in Eukaryota, Metazoa, Chordata, Actinopteri, Cichliformes, Cichlidae. The transcript is spliced from 7 exons. Bases 40 to 837 code for a protein of 265 amino acids. Gene Ontology annotation, molecular function: mRNA binding. Gene Ontology annotation, cellular component: cytoplasm; nucleus. The record is from RefSeq and is a predicted model, not a curated record. Gene Ontology annotation, biological process: nervous system development; regulation of alternative mRNA splicing, via spliceosome.
CAGGCUAACCAGGACUUGCCAGCUCCCCCAGACCCAUCCAUGGCCCAGGCUUUCCCAUCAGCCCCAUUUGCUCCCACACCCCAGAGUAGCAUUCUAGCUGACUUUACAGCUUCACAUGCCCAUCCACAUCAACACUCUCACCCACACCAGAACCCGGCAGCACCACAGGACUACACUGGGGUCCAGGGUUCCAUCAGUGACUGUCCACUCAACAUGUACCAGUCCUCACAGAACCACAAUGAGCAAAGUGGAUCAGACUCUGUCAGUCAGACAGUAACCGGCACAGCCACACAAACAGAAGAUGUUGCUCAAACAGACAGUCGUCCAUCCACACAAUUGGUACCUGAAAGCACACACAACAAGGCCCAACCAAAGAGACUUCAUGUCUCCAACAUCCCCUUCAGGUUCAGAGACCCAGACCUCAGGCAAAUGUUUGGGCAAUUUGGCAAAAUUUUAGACGUGGAAAUCAUCUUCAACGAACGUGGUUCUAAGGGUUUUGGUUUUGUAACAUUCGAGCAUAGCGUGGAUGCAGACAGGGCAAAAGAGAAAUUACACGGCACCAUGGUAGAAGGUCGUAAAAUAGAGGUCAACAAUGCAACAGCCCGUGUAAUGACAAAUAAGAAGACUGUCAGCCCAUAUGCAAAUGGCUGGAAAUUAAAUCCAGUGGUUAGCGCUGUCUCCAUCCCAGAAUUCUAUGCAGUACCAGGAUUUCCCUGCCCAGUGCCCACUGCGGCAGCAGCAUACAGAGGAACGUACCUACGAGGUCGAGGACGGACUGUGGACAACACAUUCAGGGCAACUGGACCAGCUCCCUAUGUCCCAGCAUGUGGAGGGUGA